AUGGCCGGCGAUAUCAUAGAUAGGAGAAUUGAAGGCAGCUCAUCCUCAAAAUCAAUAAGUUCCGAAAAGAAACCAGUCUCAUCGUAUAAAACCUAUGAGAACUUCAAUACUCCUCCUCCGAGUUCCAACUCUUUACCUGAGGGUAGUGGACAAAAUACUGCUGGUGCUAUCGGCCGGCAUGAAGUUCCAGGAUUAUCUGAAGCGCUAAGCACAGUGCGCCUUCAAGAUUUCAAGCAGGUUCACAUGUACCCAUGCGUUAAAGAUAGUUUACUGUUGGGAAUUGGCGGAGCUUUUGGAAUAGGAGGAAUUAGGGCAAUAUUUGGAGCACCGAUCCCAAAAGCUGCAAACUGGGCUGUGGGUACAUUUGCCAUUACAGCUAUCGCAUAUCACGAGUUCUGCCAGGCUAGACGAACGAUAGAGAAAACACAGAUCAAAAAAAUUGUUGAGGUCAUGGAUAUAAAGAAAGCUGAGAAAGAAGCUGCUUUGGAAGCAAAGAGGCAAGAGAGGAGGAAAUUGAAAGAGGAGGAAAAUACAAGACAAUCAGCUCAAAUGUGGAAAUGGAAGUUCUGGUCAUAG
Molecule: messenger RNA, 576 nt
Organism: Blumeria graminis f. sp. triticale
Lineage: Eukaryota; Fungi; Ascomycota; Leotiomycetes; Helotiales; Erysiphaceae
Source: the annotation of a GenBank genome assembly